AUACCAAAUACUGGGGGUAUUCCUUUUAAUUCAGUUAUGCAUCAUUGCUGCUGAAGGACUACGUCGCAGCAAUUUAUCUUCCAUUGCAAGUUCAGUUCACCAAGCAUUCUAGGGACACACCAUGCUUCUGCAGGGCGAGGCAUACCUGUUUUAAAUGAAGACGGCACUUUGGUAACUGGGGACUCUGAGAAGGGAAGUUGGGUCUCUGAUUCCACAUCAACUUCAGAGUCUCAAGCAACAAGUGGAGUCAGCAAAUGUACACUUUGCCUUAGUAAUCGCCAAUACCCAACUGCCACGCCUUGUGGUCACGUAUUCUGCUGGAAUUGCGUUAUGGAGUGGUGCAAUGAAAAGCUGGAAUGCCCUCUAUGUCGUUCUCCUCUAACUCAUUCGAGUUUAGUUUGUUUAUAUCAUUCUGAUUUCUAGUACUUGAUCAUGUUGGACUUCAAUUGAAACUAAAUGGAAAGGGAAAUCAGGUAGUUCUUACACUUUGAACUAAAACUAAAUGACUUUGAAGCAACUGCAUUUGGCAUAAUAAUGACGAGAUAGGGUAGGUAGUUUGAUGCUUUAUAUGUCGAUAAUAAUUGGUGGUGGGUUUAUUUGUCCUCUGUUUUUUUGGGUUGGGGGAGCAAGGCAGAGGUGUUCCAUAAAUCUAUUGUAUUUUUAAUAUUAUUAUUAUUAUUAUUUUAUUUGUAAUGAAUUACUUCGAGAUCUAGGUUUUUUUUCUUUUUUUUUUGGUUAG
Molecule: messenger RNA, 739 nt
Organism: Camellia sinensis
Lineage: Eukaryota; Viridiplantae; Streptophyta; Magnoliopsida; Ericales; Theaceae
Source: RefSeq, a predicted model, not a curated record